AGAUUUGCAAAAAACGUACAAAUAUCCUAAUUGGGAUACAUUAACUAAGAUUCGUCGUAAAAAAAAAGAAAGUUGUGUUUAAUAAAAAGAUUUAUUCGUACGGUCAUUUUCUCCAAAAACUUGCGGUUAAUUAAAAUAAACCAAUUUACAAAAACAUAGAAAAUCGUAUGAUUAGUCAUAAAAAUGAAAAAUGUUACCUUUGUUUAGCUAAAAUUCUACAAUGGUCUAAAAUUAAAAAGGAAUUAGGAGUCUUUGCCGUUCUUCGUAAACGGGAGUGGUCCAUCAAUUUUUUUCCUUUUUCCGAUAUUUGCAACAUCCAUAGAAAGUGUUAACCGGAAAUAACGUACAUUAUAAUAAUUGCAUGCAAUGCGUGCUGCCAUGAUUCGGAGAUCCCGCAUAUCUUCUUGCGAGUUGCCUGAUGAUCCCGAAGACUUAGAUAGCCCCGAAGCUAUUGAAGCUGGUUCCUUAACCAUAGAAAAUGACGAAAGUAAACCUGUACAAAAUGAGUUGUGGGAACGUUCUCCGUUUUACAAUUUAUAUGCCUUACCUAACGAUGGAUCGGCGGUAUUACGAUUUGAAAUCUUAACAGCCCGAAUGAUGCCACCAAAUGGUGAAGAUUUAAAAGUGAAACGUUAUGUCGUUUAUGAUUUAACGGUACGUUUGGAUUCAAAAUUCGCAGCGGAUUCUCGACCGGCUGUUAUAAAAAGACGUUACACAGAUUUCCGUGAAUUGUAUAUUAAACUUAGGCGUGAUCAUCAUGUUCUCAUGUCUAGGGUAGAUUUUCCAAAUAAAGUUUUAAUGGGUAACUUUUCUGCUACCCUUAUAGCUGAACGUGGAGCUUCCUUUGAAGCAUUUCUGAAUUAUAUUGUUAAUAAUGAGACUCUAAAGCAAUCUCCAGAAUUUUUACACUUUUUGCAAAAUAACGAAUUAACUAAGGCCUGUCAAUUAAUGGAUGAACGCAACGAUAGCUGUGUGCCGAUAUUGGAAAAUAGUUUCCUCUUAUUAAAUAAAAUAUUUAUGGAUCGUUCAAAGCCAGUUUUGUUGCUAUUAUGUCGUCUUGUUGCUGCUUGUACAAGCUGUACACCAAUGCCUCACGAAUCUGCAGAAAGAUGGGCUGCCUUAGCCUUAAGCCGUUAUGAGACUUUAAGCGAUAUUGAUCUACUGCCCUUGUAUAUACCUUUGCUGAACACAUGCGCUCAUUUGUGGUGGCAACAGGGACAUGAUCAAAAACCUAUAACUGAUCGCUUAACGGAUAUGUCCAAAAAAGGCAUAAGUAUUAACAAUGUCCCUAAUCUAAUCCAGGCUAUACAUAAAUUGGAUCCUCGUUCGGAAACUAUUUAAGAAACAAUUAUAUAUAAAAUAGACUUAAGGAAUAAAAGUGCAAUUUCUAAACGGUAUAUAUAUUGACAUUUACUAUUUGAUAUCGAAUAUUUGAACAGAUAUUGAAUGCUUUUUUUACAUGAAUUUUUUUUUUUAAUUUAUUAUGGAAUUAUAUCUGCAUUUUGUUUU
Molecule: messenger RNA, 1509 nt
Organism: Glossina fuscipes
Lineage: Eukaryota; Metazoa; Arthropoda; Insecta; Diptera; Glossinidae
Gene: Snx21
Product: sorting nexin-21
Exons: 4
Coding region: 367-1341 (324 amino acids)
Biological process (GO): protein transport
Cellular component (GO): early endosome membrane
Molecular function (GO): phosphatidylinositol phosphate binding
Source: RefSeq, a predicted model, not a curated record